AUGUCAAGAGACGCGCCAAUCAAAGCUGAAAAGGACUACACGGAGCUUCUUCAGGAAGAAUUUCCCAAAAUUGAGGCACUUGCUAAUAAUGAUACACAGGCCGCGUUAGACCAUUUACUGGUGUUAGAGAAGAAGACCAGACAAGCUUCUGACUUGGCAUCGUCUAAAAAAGUCUUGGUCAAAAUUGUUGACUUACUGAUUGAAAAGAACAAUUGGGAUGAACUGGAUGAGCAAUUGACGCUGUUGUCUAAGAAGCACGGUCAGCUGAAGCUUUCGAUUCAAACGAUGGUUCAAAGGAUCAUGGAAAAGUUGGAGAAUUUAAAGGAUUUGGACACUAAAAUCAAAGCUAUUGAAACAAUCAGGACUGUCACUGAAAACAAAAUAUUCGUCGAAGUCGAAAGAGCUCGUGUCACAAGGGAGCUAACUCAUAUAAGAAGGUCUCAGGGCAAGAUUGAUGAGGCUGCUGAUUUGUUGUGUAAACUGCAGGUCGAAACUUUUGGAUCCAUGGACAUGUAUGAAAAAAUAGAAUUCAUUCUCGAACAGAUGGAAUUAAGCAUCCUCAAGGGCGAUUUUUCUCAGGCUACUGUUUUAUCUCGCAAAAUUUUGAAGAAAACCUUCAAAAACGAGAAAUAUGAGAAAUUGAAGCUUGAGUAUUAUGACCUCCUCAUCAAGAUAGCUCUUCACAAGAGCGAUUAUUUAGAGGUUGCUCAAUAUUAUCAGGAGAUUUAUUCAACCAACUCCAUUAAACAAGAUGAAACUAAGUGGAAAUCUGCAUUAUCGCAUGUUGUGUUCUUUUUGGUUUUGGCACCCUACGACAAUCUUCAAAAUGACCUCAUCCACAAGAUCCAGCUAGACAACAACUUAAAGAAAUUGGAGAUGCAUGAGUCGCUAGUGAAGCUAUUCACUACACCAGAGCUCAUGAGAUGGCCCAUAGUCAAGGAAACAUACGAGCCUCUUCUAAAAAAGGAUGACGUGGCGUUUGGUAAUAAUGCUAGCCAUUGGGAUGACCUUCGCAAGAGGGUGAUUGAACACAAUCUAAGAGUAGUUUCAAAAUACUAUGCUAGGAUAACCUUGGCUAGAUUGAACGAAUUACUUGACCUUGCAGAAGCGGAAACUGAAGAAUUUAUCAGCAAUUUAGUCAAUCAGGGAGUGAUCUACGCAAAAAUCAAUAGACCGGCCAAGAUAGUGAACUUUGGUCGUCCAAGAAAUUCAAGCACGCUCCUCAACGAAUGGUCUCAAAAUGUUGAUCAACUGCUGGAGCAAAUUGAAACCAUCGGCCAUCUAAUCACUAAGGAGGAGAUCUUACAUGGCUUGAAAACUAAAUAG
This is a messenger RNA of Lachancea fermentati, 1326 nucleotides long. NCBI's taxonomy places the organism in Eukaryota, Fungi, Ascomycota, Saccharomycetes, Saccharomycetales, Saccharomycetaceae. The record is from the annotation of a GenBank genome assembly.